GGUAGCCAUGAACAGCGUAGGGGAGGCCUGCACGGACAUGAAGCGCGAGUACGACCAGUGCUUCAAUCGCUGGUUUGCCGAGAAGUUUCUCAAGGGGGACGGCUCCGGGGAUCCGUGCACCGACCUUUUCAAACGUUACCAGCAGUGUGUUCAGAAAGCAAUAAAGGAGAAAGAGAUUCCUAUUGAAGGAUUGGAAUUCAUGGGCCAUGGCAAAGAAAAGCCUGAAAACUCUUCUUGACCUUGACAGUCACCUUGAAAACAGAUUCCUCAAAUCAGGAAAUUGAGGACUUUGGAUUAUGUCAACCAAGGCUGUGAAGAUAGCCAUCAGAUUUGAUGAGGAAUUUAGGAGAGAAGAGUUUUAUUUCCUCCUCCUUGAUGUUUUCCUCAAGUUUUAAAAGGCGAACUCUUUGAUGAUUUCUCACUUUUUCUGGCAUCUUACAAGAACUCAAUGCGCCAACAUGGAAUAAUUUCUUAGAACACAAUGUGCUAAACAUGGAAUAAUUUCUUGGGGUUAUGAUUGUAAUAUUUAAUUUGGGAUCAGCUUUAACUAUAUCUUGUAUGUAGAUAAACUAGUCAGGAUGAUCAAGGUUGCCUGACCUCUUGAUUUUUGCUGCAAAGGACAUUAUGUAUACUAUACUGAGGUCAUUGUUAAGGAAAGCAAUUGGUUGGGACCUCUUUUUUCUCUCAGGGAACUAAUGCUCUGAAAAGGGAUCCGGGCACAUUUUCAAUCAGAAAAUGUGCUUGGGAGCACAGUUUUAUUUUUAUAAAGUAACUAACAGUUAAGCAACUGGUGGCCUGGAUUCACAAAAAGGAAGACAGCUUUUAACAGUUCCCUGCCUUAAAGAGAGGUGUUGGAUUAAAAUGUGAAAGCUUCAAGAAUGUUGCAGUGAACACCACAGUGUAGUUCAAGAAUUAAGAUGCUUGGAGUCACUGGAAGAAAAACCUGAAUAGCAAAGAUUUGCUGCUGCCAGCUUCAACCCACAUCAGUGAAUUAAGUCAUCCUGCAUAUGUAAA
Nycticebus coucang (slow loris) is the source of this 1014-nucleotide messenger RNA. RefSeq names its product TP53-regulated inhibitor of apoptosis 1. Bases 8 to 238 code for a protein of 76 amino acids. The record is from RefSeq and is a predicted model, not a curated record. The transcript has a single exon. NCBI's taxonomy places the organism in Eukaryota, Metazoa, Chordata, Mammalia, Primates, Lorisidae.